AUGGGAGUCGAGGCAAAAGAGCAUAAGCGCCGACUACUGCUGCAUUCGAUGGCAGCGCUUGCUCGACGUACAAUGGCGAAUACGACUUGUCCCAACAGUAAUUCAAGUGCACAAGCCACAGUAACUGACAGUUUGGAUGAUGCUGCCGUCCAUUCUGCUAGCUUGUCGACAAUAUCGUUGCCGCGUCCUGCGCAGCAUGACGAGUCUGCAUUGCGUAAAGAGCCACUAGCCGGACCUUGUAUCCUUCCUACAGCUUGUCGACCCCGCAUAACUCCGCUGCGUAUGUCAGGGCUAAGGUUAUCACAGUCUUCUCCACGACUUUUAGGCCCCUCGAUGCUCGAUCAAGAAGCUACGGAUGUAGUAGCUGUCGAUAAUAUCAUUGAAAUCGCAGACGAUGAUGAUUCCAGCGAAGAAGGAAGCUACUCACAAGAGCACCCCAGCAAUAGCAUUCGCGUGCCCCCUAAACGCGCCACAAGCCUCUUAGUAACUUCAAGCGACCAUACGAGCCACGAGUCUAUCGUAUACGCUGUUGCACUGCUCCGCAAACUUCAGCAGCACGCUUAUGCCAAUGAAAGUGGCGAGGCCGCGGUGCAACGUAAGGAGCUUGAUCAGAUUCUUAGCGGCUUCUCUCACGCACUCGAAAGUGUGACCUCGACUUGGGAUGAACGGAGCGUUGAAAACACGGUGCAAGAGCUAUUUGACACGCACUCGAACGUGUUUGACGAAAGCAUGCAAAACUACAUCAUUCAGAAUUUUCUGCAUGAAUCGGGGAGCGCCAAAACAUUUCGCACAGCACUGCGAAGGACAAGCGUGCUACGACGCUGUUUGCUAGCCAUGUAUCAGCCCAAGCACAGCAACGGCGUAAAGCGCAGCAAUAACAUGGGUGGCGACAAAGGAAUUGCUACCCGCCGCUGGAGCGAAGCAGUGGCACGGAUCAUGAAGGAGAAGGAAGACAAACGCCGGCAGAUCUCGAUUGAAGUAUGUCCAGAAAUCACGAAUCCAUCCAUAGUGCUUGCUGUCAAGAAUGAGAUCGCCAACAUCAACUCCUGGAACUUUGAUGUCUUUGCGAUCGCGGAGGCUGUUCCAGGUCAAACAUUGUGCAUCGUCGGUAAUGCACUAUUUGAGCAGUACAAUUUGUGUCAUCAUUUUCAGACGACCAAGGCACGUGUUCAAUCGUUGUUGCGGCAUGUCCAGCGCAGGUAUCAUGAUCACCCCUAUCACAACGCCGAGCAUGCAGCAGACGUUACACAAACUCUGCACCACUUUUUAUCUGUCGGAAACCUGGGCAGCUUAUUCACCGAACGUACAAAGUGCACGGCACUUUUGGCCGCCAUGAUCCAUGAUGUCGGCCAUACAAGUUACAGCAAUAAUUUCCAUAUUACUGUCAACGACGAGUUAGCCAUUCAACACGUGUACCGCUCUCCACUCGAGCAUAUGCACUGUGCAUUGGCCUUUCAAUUGAUUAAGGACCCUCAGUGCAAUAUUCUCCAGGAUUUGACAAGAAUUGAGCAGCAAGAGGUCCGCAGCUUGAUUACUGACAUGGUCUUGGCAACCGAUAACAGUGUGCAUUCCGCAUACCUGGGCAAGCUGGACAACCUCGUAAGGAGGUCGAGAGACGAAGGCUGGAAAAAUGCAGACGUAGAUGAUGAGCGACUCGUGCUGCAGAUGGCAUUGCACACUGCAGACGUAUCGAAUCCGACGAAAUCACUGCGUAUCUACCUCGCUUGGACCGAACGCAUUAAGCAAGAGUUUUACCAACAAGGUGACAAAGAGCGUGAGCUAUUACUUCCUGUAAGUAUUGGCUACGAUCGUGAGCAGCCCAUUCCACUGGAAAAGAUGCAAGCGGGUUUUAUCAUUGGCAUUGUUCGACCGCUCUUCCUGUCACUGAGUCUCUUGCCCAGUGCACGAUUAGGUCAUUGUAUGGCACAAUUGGAUGCUAAUUUGUCUCACUGGCAAGAUGAAAUCAAGCGUAAACAAUUGCUAUUGAAGUCUGCACUCUCUUUCGAAUGA
Messenger RNA from Peronospora farinosa, 2010 nucleotides. NCBI's taxonomy places the organism in Eukaryota, Oomycota, Peronosporomycetes, Peronosporales, Peronosporaceae. The record is from the annotation of a GenBank genome assembly.